Plasmodium reichenowi is the source of this 1506-nucleotide messenger RNA. RefSeq lists its product as hypothetical. The transcript has a single exon. The coding region runs from base 1 to 1506 and encodes 501 amino acids. The record is from RefSeq and is a predicted model, not a curated record. Lineage: Eukaryota; Apicomplexa; Aconoidasida; Haemosporida; Plasmodiidae.
AUGUAUGUUAUUAUAAAUAUAUCCAUUUUAUAUAUUUUGUUACUUAUAAUAUUUAAUAUAAAAUCCAGUGCAAGUAUUUACAUAUAUGAAAAGAAGUUUAAAAAUAUGAUGUCCGAUGUAAAUUACUAUAAUACAAAUAAGACACAAAAUGAAUGGAAAAAUAUAAGAAUAAAAUUUAAUAAAUAUAAUCUUACGAGUAACAAUAAAAAUACAGAAUAUUAUAAGAGAUUAACUAAACCAUUAUAUGGACUUAUUCAUAAAGCAUUAUGUGAUAAUAAUGAUUAUGUAGAAAUAAUAAAGAGGAAAAAAUAUUCUUCCUUUUGUAUAUUACAUACAGGGAAAAAGGUUCUUCAAAAAUGCAUGAAAAAAAGCAAGAUAAAUAACUACCAUUUUUUGUUUCAUUCUUCUUAUAUAUCUAGAUGUAAUAAUAAAAAAAAGUGUAACUAUGAAGGAACUAUAAAUUAUAACAUGUUUAAAUUAAAUAUUCAGAAUAUAAAAUAUGAUAAUAUAUUAUACAAGAAAAAAUGUUUACAACAAAUGUAUUUUAAUAAUUCUAUAUUUAAUAACUUAUAUAAUUGUGAUCAAUUAAAUAAUAAAAAUAGAAUCUUUUCUAUACGUUCUAUAUCUAAUAAUACUAUAAAUAAAAUGAAUACCAUUAAUUGUUCUACAAACAAAUAUGACAAUACAAUUAUUGAUGGAUACAAUAGUAUUAAUGAACAGGAUAAUACGGAAGGGAUAUAUAUUAGUAAUACUUACGAUGAUAUUAGCAGCGUUCAGGUGCAACAAAUGGGUUUACAAAAUAUAAUAUUUCAGGAAGGUAAGUUGGAUGAAAAAAAUCAAAAAACAAAAGAAAAUAUAAACAACAUAGAAAAUAAAAACAACAUAGAAAAUAAAAAUAAUAUAGAAAAUAAAAACAACAUAGAAAAUAAAAACAACAUAGAAAAUAAAAACAACAUAGAAAAUAAAAACAAUAUAAACAAUAUAGAAAACAUUGCUGAGAAGAAAAAGAAAAAGAGAUUUUUGUCUGAAGAAUCCAAAACAAGAAUGAAAGAAAAACUUAGAUUAAUUAUGAAGAAGAAAUGGAAAAAUCAUGAAUUUCGAAAAAAAAUGAUUAAAUCAUUUAGAAAACGUAGUAUUGAUCAUAACAAAAAAAUAUCAGACACUGUCAAAAAUAAAUGGAAAUAUGAUAAGGAAUAUAAAUUAAAAACAUUAGAAGGUCAACGAAAAUAUUUCAUAAAAAAAAGUAAAAGUAAAAAAUUCAAUUCUCCUUCCCAAGAAACCAGAAACAAAAUAUCAAAAUCAAUGAAACAAUAUUGGUUAAAUAAAAAUAAAUAUACUAAAAGUGAUAUGAAUAAUUUACAAUCAUUAGUUAUGAAAAAGAAAAAACAUAAAAAAGUAUGGGAAAACAUUUAUUCAAUUAUAUUAAAUCAAAAAAUUGAUGACAUAACAAAUUAUCAAACGUUUCAUCACAACUUAUCUGUAAAUUUACAAGCUGCUCUGAAUUGA